This is a messenger RNA of Protopolystoma xenopodis, 1074 nucleotides long. NCBI's taxonomy places the organism in Eukaryota, Metazoa, Platyhelminthes, Monogenea, Polystomatidea, Polystomatidae. The record is from the annotation of a GenBank genome assembly.
CCCUGUCCGGCAAAUACAUACUCACAUCAAUUGCUAAUUGCUCAGAGGACAAAUGACUUGAGUCAAAGCAUUCGUGAUACGCCUGCCUCUCUCUUGCCCUCAGCGACCUUCUCAAUCCUGGAUUCUUCUUCUUCUUCAUCUUCUUCUUCUUCUUCUUCUCCUCCUUCUUCUCCUUCUUCCUCUUCCACCCUCGCAACAACCCCCGUGACCCCCAAUGGCACGACAACUGACAGAAGUAGCCUCAUAUCUACUCCAGAGCCUUCGUUCACAGUGACCCCUACUCUUGAGAACUCGCUUCCAAACAUCAACUCGAUCGGUACAGUUCCAAUUACCAUGUCCCAUUCCGAAAUGCAUGGUUUCAUCAAAGACAGUCAUCUCGAGUUCGGUAUGAAGUUUUCAACCACCACACCACAAAGUGUAAUUUCUGCCAGCUUGAGUUCCCAAGUCACGCCAAAAGUGAUGAUCCGCGAGGCGAACUUCACUCAGCCCUGGGGUCCUGCUGAAGAGGGCAUGCUUGCCUCACUCCCCUCAGGGGCCCGUGAAAUCCUCACCAAUUGGGUAGGUCAGUAUCUUCCUCCUCGACAUCAUCAUUCGCGUGGGAUCGCUCGACUGUGCCUACCUUGUCAUUCAGAAUGCCGAGUGGACGGUGGAACUUAUCAAUUGACCCGAAUGACCAAAAAUGAGAAUAUUGCACAUGCCCAGACAGUAAGAAACAAUAAAGCAAUACAGGAAAAAGGCAGCAAUAGAAAUGUUGAAGACGAAUUGAAGAAAAAGGACCAACUGAAGGGUGAAAUGCUACAGCUGCAAGCCAAAUGCUUCGGUCCUUCACCAAAUCAGUGCCUCAUAUGCAAGCAUGCUCGGUAUAAAGACAACUGUUUGUCUGCUUGUCCUCUCGGUAAGCGGCUCAGUCGACCUCUCACAAGCCUCACCAAAAGUUAUCUUUUACUUUUUUGUCAAAUGUCAACCCAACUUCAAUAUCAACGCCAUUUCAUGGGUCAUUCCAUUCACCUCGACCCUAGUGAAACUGAAUUCUUAAAUCUGAUAUACUUUGCUCCGCUGUGUCAUCUUCUCUAA